This is a messenger RNA of Lutra lutra (Eurasian river otter), 7168 nucleotides long. RefSeq names its product TIAM Rac1 associated GEF 1 (gene TIAM1). Gene Ontology annotation, cellular component: synapse; cytosol; plasma membrane. Gene Ontology annotation, molecular function: guanyl-nucleotide exchange factor activity; protein binding. Gene Ontology annotation, biological process: activation of GTPase activity; positive regulation of axonogenesis; small GTPase-mediated signal transduction. The record is from RefSeq and is a predicted model, not a curated record. NCBI's taxonomy places the organism in Eukaryota, Metazoa, Chordata, Mammalia, Carnivora, Mustelidae.
UUGGCAGACGGCGAGCGGGCCGGAGAGCGGCCGGGCCGAGCAGCGCCGCCGCCGUCGGGCGCGCAGCUCUGCAGCGCCGCGAACGCCUCGGCGCCCGCAGCCUCAACAGCCCGGCGUCCCCGCAUUGUCCGCGGCCCCGUCGCGGAGAUCCGGGACGAGCGUCGCGGAUGGCCGUGUUCCAGAUAUUAACAUUCUCAGAAGCCUGACCUCCGCACGGUUUUCGGCACAUCCUCAGACACUCACAGGAGACGAUGAUGGCCUCCCCGAGGGGCAGGUGCUGACACUUUCCCCAGUCCCUGCCGCUGUUCAUCCUGACGCCAUUUCCCAUCUCAGUAUCUAAAUGCCACAGUGCUCUUGGGGCAAGUUGGGCUGGGAACCACUGUUGCCUUGUAAGACCAUAAAACCAUGGGAAACGCAGAAAGUCAAAAUGUAGAGCAUGAGUUUUAUGGAGAAAAGCAUGCCAGCCUGGGCCGUAAGCACACAUCCCGCUCACUGCGCCUGUCACACAAGGCUCGGCGGACGAGGCACGCGUCCUCGGGGAAGGUGAUCCACAGGAACUCCGAAGUGAGCACACGAUCCAGCAGCACGCCCAGCAUCCCGCAGUCCCUGGCCGAGAAUGGCCUGGAGCCCUUCUCCCAGGAGGGUACCCUAGAGGACUUCGGCAGCCCCAUUUGGGUGGACCGAGUGGACAUGGGCUUGAGACCUGUGUCGUACACCGAUUCUUCUGUCACUCCCAGCGCGGACAGCAGCGUCGUCCUCACAGCCGCCUCUGUGCAGAGCAUGCCAGACUCGGAGGAGACCCGGCUCUACGGGGAUGACGCUACGUAUUUGGCUGACGGAGGCAGGAGGCAGCAUCUCUACACAUCCAACGGGCCCACUUUCAUGGAGACGGCGAGCUUUAAGAAGAAACGCUCCAAAUCUGCAGACAUCUGGCGGGAGGACAGCCUGGAAUUCUCACUCUCCGAUCUGAGCCAAGAACAUUUAACAAGCAACGAAGAGAUCUUGGGUUCCACCGAAGAGAAAGACUGCGAGGAGGCUCGGGGCAUGGAACCCCGGGCGAGCCCCCGGCAGCUCAGCAGCUGUCAGCGUGCCAAUUCCCUGGGUGACUUGUAUGCUCAGAAAAACGCCGGGGUGACGGCAAACGGGGGGCCCAGGAGCAAGUUCGCAGGCUACUGUCGGAAUCUGGUGUCUGAUAUUCCCGAUCUUGCAGACCAUAAGAUGCCACCAGCUGCUACCGAAGAGUCUCUUCCCUACAGUAAUUACAACACACUCCCCUGUAGGAAGUCUCACUGUCUUUCUGAAGGUGCCACUAACCCACAGAUUAGCCAUAGCAACAGCAUGCAAGGCAGAAGAGCAAAAACAACUCAGGAUGUUAACGCCGGCGAGGGCAGUGAGUUCGCGGACAGUGGGAUCGAAGGGGCCACCACCGACACGGACCUCCUGUCCAGGCGAUCCAAUGCCACCAACUCCAGCUACUCGCCCCCCACCGGCCGCGCCUUCGUGGGCAGCGACAGCGGCAGCAGCUCCACCGGGGAUGCGGCCCGCCAGGGGGUGUACGAGAAUUUCCGCCGGGAGCUGGAGAUGAGCACCACCAACAGCGAGAGCCUGGAGGAGGCGGGCUCGGCGCACAGCGACGAGCAGAGCAGCGGCACCCUGAGCUCGCCGGGCCAGUCGGACAUCCUGCUCACGGCCGCGCAGGGCACGGUGCGCAAGGCCGGGGCGCUGGCCGUCAAGAACUUCCUCGUGCACAAGAAGAACAAGAAGGUGGAGUCGGCCACCCGGCGGAAGUGGAAGCACUACUGGGUGUCCCUGAAAGGGUGCACACUCUUUUUCUACGAGAGCGACGGCAGGUCUGGAAUAGACCACAACAGCAUCCCCAAGCACGCUGUCUGGGUGGAGAACAGCAUUGUGCAGGCUGUGCCUGAGCACCCCAAAAAGGACUUCGUCUUCUGCCUCAGCAAUUCCCUGGGUGACGCUUUCCUCUUUCAGACCACCAGCCAGACGGAGCUGGAGAACUGGAUCACCGCCAUCCACUCCGCCUGCGCAGCGGCCGUCGCGAGGCACCACCACAAGGAAGACACGCUCCGGCUUCUCAAGUCUGAAAUCAAAAAACUGGAACAGAAGAUUGAUAUGGAUGAAAAGAUGAAGAAAAUGGGCGAGAUGCAGCUGUCUUCAGUCACUGAUUCAAAGAAGAAGAAAACUAUAUUGGACCAGAUCUUUGUUUGGGAGCAAAACCUUGAACAGUUCCAAAUGGACCUAUUUCGUUACCGCUGUUACUUAGCUAGCCUCCAAGGUGGGGAGCUGCCAAACCCCAAAAGGCUUCUUGCUUUUGCAAGCCGACCAACAAAAGUGGCGAUGGGCCGUCUUGGGAUCUUUUCUGUAUCAUCCUUUCAUGCCCUGGUGGCAGCUCGCACUGGUGAAGCUGGAGUGAGACGUCGUACUCAGGCCAUGUCCAGAUCUGCCAGCAAGCGGAGGAGCAGGUUUUCUUCCCUUUGGGGUCUGGACACUACCUCCAAAAAGAAGCAGGGACGCCCCAGCAUCAAUCAGGUGUUCGGUGAGGGAACGGAUGCUGUAAAGAAAUCUUUAGAGGGAAUAUUUGAUGACACUGUUCCAGAUGGCAAGAGGGAAAAAGAAAUGGUGUUGCCCAGCGUCCAUCAGCACAAUCCCGACUGCGACAUUUGGGUCCAUGAAUAUUUCACUCCGUCCUGGUUCUGUCUGCCAAAUAACCAGCCAGCCCUGACCGUCGUCCGGCCUGGGGACACUGCCCGGGACACCCUGGAGCUGAUCUGCAAGACACAUCAGCUGGAUCAUUCUGCUCAUUACCUGCGUCUGAAAUUCCUAAUAGAAAACAAAAUGCAACACUACGUUCCAAAGCCCGAGGAGGACAUUUAUGAGCUGCUGUACAAAGAAAUUGAAAUUUGCCCAAAAGUCACUCGGAACAUCCAGAUUGAGAAGUCAGAUACGGCCAGUGAUAAUUAUGGGUUUUCACUUUCCUCUGUGGAAGAAGAUGGUGUUCGAAGGCUGUACGUGAAUAGUGUAAAGGAAACCGGUUUAGCUUCCAAGAAGGGCCUGAAAGCGGGAGAUGAGAUUCUCGAGAUCAGUAAUCGUGCUGCAGGCACCCUGAACUCCUCUGUGCUCAAAGAUUUCCUCGCACAGCCGUCCCUGGGCCUCCUGGUGAGGACCUGCCCUGAGCCCGAGGGAGGCGUGCAGCUGCUGGACUGCCCGCCCCACCGAGCCGACGGCCCCGUGGACCCCAGCGAGAGCCCCCUGGCCUUCCUCAGCAGCAACCCAGGACACGGGCUCUGCAGCGAGCAGGGCAGUAGCGCCGAGACCGCUCCGGAGGAGACCGAGGGGCCGGACUUGGAAUCCUCAGAUGAAACUGAUCACAGCAGCAAGGACGCCACCGGGCCUCAGCUGGCCACCAUGAGGCAGCUCACAGACGCCGACAAGCUGCGCAAGGUGAUCUGCGAGCUCCUGGAGACGGAGCGCACCUACGUGAAAGACUUAAACUGUCUCAUGGAGAGAUACCUAAAACCUCUUCAAAAAGAAACUUUCCUCACCCAAGAUGAGCUUGAUGUGCUCUUUGGAAAUCUAACCGAAAUGGUAGAGUUUCAAGUAGAAUUUCUGAAAACUCUAGAAGAUGGAGUGAGGCUGGUACCCGAUUUGGAAAAGCUUGAGAAAGUUGAUCAGUUCAAGAAAGUGCUGUUCUCUCUGGGGGGAUCCUUUCUGUAUUACGCUGACCGCUUCAAGCUCUAUAGUGCCUUCUGCGCCAGCCACACGAAGGUCCCCAAGGUGCUGGUGAAAGCCAAGACGGACCCGGCUUUCAAGGCGUUCUUAGACGCCCAGAACCCGAAACAGCAGCACUCGGCCACCCUCGAGUCUUACCUCAUCAAGCCCAUCCAGAGGAUCCUCAAGUACCCGCUUCUGCUGAAGGAGCUCUUUGCCCUGACGGACGCCGAGAGCGAGGAGCACUACCAUCUGGACGUGGCCAUCAAGACCAUGAACAAGGUUGCAAGUCAUAUCAAUGAAAUGCAGAAAAUUCAUGAAGAAUUUGGGGCUGUGUUCGACCAGCUCAUUGCUGAGCAGACUGGUGAGAAGAAAGAGGUUGCAGACCUGAGCAUGGGGGACCUGCUUUUGCACACCACGGUGAUAUGGCCAAACCCACCGGCCUCCCUGGGAAAGUGGAAAAAGGAGCCAGAAUUGGCAGCCUUUGUCUUCAAAACUGCUGUGGUCCUUGUAUAUAAAGAUGGCUCCAAACAGAAGAAGAAACUUGUAGGAUCUCACAGGCUUUCAAUUUAUGAGGACUGGGACCCCUUCCGAUUUCGGCACAUGAUCCCCACUGAAGCUCUGCAGGUUCGAGCUUUGGCGAGCGCAGAUGCAGAAGCAAACGCUGUGUGUGAAAUUGUCCAUGUAAAAUCUGAAUCUGAAGGCAGGCCGGAGAGGGUCUUCCAUCUGUGCUGCAGCUCUCCAGAGAGCCGGAAAGACUUCCUGAAGGCUGUGCAUUCAAUCCUGCGUGAUAAGCACAGAAGACAGCUCCUCAAAACCGAAAGCCUUCCUUCAUCCCAGCAAUAUGUACCUUUCGGAGGGAAAAGAUUGUGUGCGCUCAAAGGGGCCAGGCCGGCCAUGAGCCGGGCAGUGUCUGCCCCAAGCAAGUCUCUUGGGAGAAGGAGGCGGCGACUGGCUCGAAACAGGUUUACCAUUGACUCUGACGCCGUCUCGGCCAGCAGCCCGGAGAAAGAGUCCCAGCAGCCCCCCGGUGGCGGGACACUGACGUGGGUCGAGGAACAGUUUGAUCUUGCUCAGUACGAGGAGCAGGAUGACAUCAAGGAGACAGACAUCCUCAGUGACGAUGAUGAGUUCUGCGAGUCCGUGAAGGGCGCCGCAGUGGACACAGACCUCCGGGAGCAGCUUCAGGCUGCCUCCAUCAGUCAUCGGAGAGAGGCCGGAGAGCCCCUGGAUAGUCACGCGUCCCGCAUGACACAACUCAAGAAGCAAGCCGCCCUCUCGGGCGUCAAUGGAGGCCUGGAGAGCCCGGGCCAGGAAGUCAUUUGGGUUAGGCGCGAAGACUUGGCCCCAUCCAAGAAACUGAAUACUGAGAUCUGACUGUCCCUUUCCCCCUAGAGAGCGUGUGUAGAUACCGCCCCCUCUCCCCGCCCUGCCUCCACUCUGCCCCCCAUCCUGUCCCCGCGAGGAGGAGAAUGUUCCCUUAGGUCGCACUCUUGCACACAUGGCCUUGGUGUCUGACUCUUGUUCCGAAGCCACAUAGCCACCCGACGUCGUCAUGUCUAGAGACAUCGUAAAGAAUUGCUCAGAAUCCCAAAUAAGCUUGAGUCCUAUCUUCUGUAUAUUACUAAGGGCUUUUAUUUAUUCUCAACUAAUCAGGGCCAGAAGAAUUAAAAAAUUAAAAAAAAAAAAAGAUUCUACAGCACUGGAAAGCGAAUGACCCCCCCCCCCCCAAGGAGUUUAAAGUAUGUACACAGAUUAGUCGAAGAGAUAGCACACAAAAAUAAAAUAAAAUUUAAAAAAACUAAUAAUAAUAAAAAUCACUCUAUCUGAAAUCAGACGAGGAGCCAUCUCUUAGUUGGGGAAACCACCUUCAAACACAAAAACGCCACAAAGCAACUGUACAGCUUCACAGUGUUCUUACUCCUUUUCCCUCUUCAGUGUCUGAGAAUAUCUGUGUAUUUUAAGAAUGUGUGAGGAGACGGUGGAGAUGUAUGUUUUGAUGAGCUGUUGUUUUUUUCUUUCUUCUUCUUUUUUUAUUUCUCUCUUCUGUUUUGAUCUAUGGCUGGUCUUACUCAAUGUCCGUGUUGGAAGUUCUAGUUUUGCAUAGAGUUGUAAAGAUGCCAAACUCUUUGAGAAGAGAUCCAAAUUUAUCACUUGAAAAAAAAAAACAACACUAUUUUUUGUAUUUUACCUGAGGUGCAGAGGCACAAACAGAUGAGAAUUUUACAGUGUUAGUGUAACUGAGUCUUAAAAAAAAAAUGAGGAUUUUACCUUUUACAGAGAGAGUGAGGCAUGGUGAUUUAUAUUUAUAUACGAAAGGCCAACGAGAUGCUUAGGAGAAAUUUUUUUUCCAAGAAGAUUUCUUUUUGUUCUUUUUUUUUUUUUUUCCUAAUGUUUGAAUCUCUAUCUGAGAUGGGAGCUUGGCUGGAUUAAACAUGACACCCGGAUGGGCGUGUGUGUGUCUGUUGCACAUGGCGGGGGAGGGGAGACUCCUUCUCAAGGGGUUGCCAUGGUGAUCAUUGGUUUUCCCAUUAAAGUUGCAUCCUCAUCCAUAGAUUACCUAUCCCUUCCCUGACAGUCCAUACCAAACCUCUUAACAAAACAGCCUCUUCAAAACCAUCCUUUGUGUUUCAUACUUUCUACAUGCCAAUGAAACAGGGUAAACAUGCUAAAAAUCUCACAUUCUAAACAGAUUUCCAAAUAGGAAGAACAAAAACAAGUUAAAGCACUUUCGACUUUUUUUUUUUUUAAACGGUUUAUAGCUUUUUUUUUUUUUUUUCUUCCCAUUUCACAAUGUCCACUUCCUAAGAAGGGUUUAAAUAAUAUGAAAACUUUCUUUUUGGGGAAAAUAUCUAUUUGGUGUUUGACACAUCAGUAGGUACUUUAAAGACCUGAAUUUUAUAGUAGCUUUAGGAAUUAUAUUUUAUAAAAAUCAGUUAUGACUUUAUAUUUCCAGACAAUAGAGAGUUCAGAACAUCAUGCUUCUAUGCCCCUGCUUGCUUUACCCGCUCUCCCACCUGAUAUCCCUCCCCUUUUUGGGUUUCCAGGGCUUUGAGCUUGAUCUUUUGAAAGUUUUAUUCUAUUAAAUUUUUGCUAUAUCUUCUGAUUUUCUUAAAAAGCUUUAGAAUGAUUUCUAUACCCUUUGUACCACUGCAUUGUUCCAUACCUCCAGUUCGAUGAUGUCCGGAUGGAAAACUGAAGCGAAGACUUCUGAUAUGUCACACUUACUAAUCCCAGUGCAACACUUCCGUCUGAAAAAUGCUGGAAAGUCUGGUGCUUGGAGAGGGUGCCAUUGUCUCUUGUACAUAAGGUCACGACGUGUCUAUGUCAAAAGUUCUUAUAUAUUUCUUUUAUAAGCUGAAAGAAGGUCUAUUUUUAUGUUUUUAGGUCUACGAAUGGAACGUUGUAAAUGCCUGUCAAACAAUAAAAAUACUGAAAAGUA